Molecule: messenger RNA, 1266 nt
Organism: Tremella mesenterica DSM 1558
Lineage: Eukaryota; Fungi; Basidiomycota; Tremellomycetes; Tremellales; Tremellaceae
Exons: 3
Coding region: 1-1266 (421 amino acids)
Source: RefSeq, a predicted model, not a curated record
AUGAAUCCUUCCACUGCAAGACACAUUGUCAAGUCUGGUAGAUCUCCUAGGACUUCAAGAUCUCAACAGACCUCAAACCGGUCUGUGAUUCCCAAUGAGGUCACUGAUUGCUUCACCUACAAUGCCAAUGCCAGUGUCGAACUUGCCCUCAGGAUUCUAAGUUUGAACACGGUCUAUACUGAUCCCGUGCGUCAUGACAUGGUAAUAGAACUAAGUAGAGAGUUCAAAGAGAGACAAGGUAAACCUAUGAACCCAACCGAUACUUCAAGGUUGGUUGAGCCGUUUCAAGAUAUGGGUUUAACGGCUCCUAGCCUCAGUCAGACUGAGGGUGGCGGUAGAGCUUCAAGAAGAUCAAGUCGUAAGAUUACAACCCUGACAACAAAUACGGUCGAUCAUGUUCAAGAAGAAAUGAUCAAGUCUAAUUAUUCUGUUUUACAUGCUAGAGCUGAUGGAGCUGAUAUACCUUGGAAUGUGAUGGUGAAGCAACUUACCAGCACGGCAAGAUGGACAGAUCGAAGAAAUGAAGCCGAUGUCAGUACGAUAAAUGCGACUAGACUCAAUUCUCAAAACCUCACUGCUUGUCUAAGUGAGUGGGAAUCCGGAAAGGGUGAAAAACGUAGACAACAUCUAACUCUGGCCCGAGAGAUGACUUUUGGUCUUGGUGCUAAACUUCGUGAAAACCUCUAUAAAACCUACGAAUACACUGGAUGGAAUUCCGAAUAUACAAUUGUGACUACAGUCCCGCCACUGAAAGAAGAAUUGGAGGCUUUCAAAUACGUACCCUUUUUACAACGUUUCGAGGACCUCAAUGACACAGAAGCCGCGUCGGAUGUCGACCAAGAAGAGGAACGUGAAGUUGAAUCAAUGGUUCUUGAACCUGCACGAUCCACAUUUGUGCCCUCCAAGGGACAGUCACAUUUUCAACAGGACAUUGAUAAUAUCUACGGACACACACAAUAUAAUCAGCAGGAAGAUGCAGAGAUGUCCAUACCAAUUGGAGAAGCAAGGGGAUACAGCCACAUGUCUCCCGAGAACUAUACUUCUGUAACAUCAGGCUUCACAGGGAGCGCCAAUAUGGGGAUCUUGUCCGAUAAUGAGGGAGGGGAUAACUCAUUAUACUCCUCAACGCAGCAAAGUCAACCAGGUCCAUCCUCAGGGGGAGUUCUGCAAUUCAACUCUCCACCUAUGGAUACGGCCAGAAGGGUUUGGUUGGAUAUAUUAGCCAAAUCAGAGCAAACCCGGCUAGAGGAACAAGCACGACAUUAG